UCAUCAGUUGUCAUUAAAAUAUUGCAAGAUGAAGACUUUGUUACUGCUUUUCAGCGCAGUUUUAAUCUGUACAUUGGCAAGUUCUGUCGCUGGAGAAAAAAUGUAUCGCAUAUUGCAUGACAAGAUAACUUGGAUGCAUAAUCUUCAUGUUUGCCGAAGACUUGGCGGAGAAUUGGUCGUUAUUGAAUCCCAUGAUGAAUUAAUUAGACUUUCCAAUUACCUAAAACAACAAGGAUAUGGUGCAAACGAUUGGUUCUGGACAUCGGGCAAUGAUAUUGUCGCUCCUGGUCGCUUUCUAUCUGUGACUACUGGCAAUGAUUUACCCUAUAAACUUUGGUCACAUGGCCAACCCGAUAAUGCCGGUGGAAAUGAGCAUUGUGUGCACUUGUGGCUCAAGGAUGGAGUAUUCAAAAUGAACGAUUGGGGUUGUCAGCAAAAUGCCAAAGGCAUUUGCCAAAUGAGAAUAUAGAAAAAAAGGUCACAUAUUUUGAUAAGUCUUUGAUCUUGUCAAUUGAACUAUUCUGAGAAUUAUACGUGAACAUAUAGAUGCUUUCUUUAAAUAUUGUUUACGUUAAUUUCAGUAAAUAAGUAAUAAAUGAAUCUGUUGUAUUCUUGUGAAAUUAUA
Drosophila nasuta is the source of this 625-nucleotide messenger RNA. RefSeq names its product C-type lectin 37Db-like. The transcript has 2 exons. NCBI's taxonomy places the organism in Eukaryota, Metazoa, Arthropoda, Insecta, Diptera, Drosophilidae. Gene Ontology annotation, molecular function: growth factor activity. Gene Ontology annotation, biological process: ossification. The record is from RefSeq and is a predicted model, not a curated record. Bases 29 to 469 code for a protein of 146 amino acids.